GAAGUGGAACAAGUGAAUGGAGAAGCAGGGAACUUCGCCAGCCGUGUCCCUCCGGAUGGUGCCCGCGCUGCUCAGCAUCCCCUAAAGAGAAACUUGGGGUUCGGGACGGGGCUACGAUGAGAAUAGUUUUCUGUGCGCUGCUUGAGCACAGAGAGCGGCUUUUCUUCCACAGCAUCGCCUGCUUUGAAGAUGAGAGGGAGGAAGAGGGCGGGUUGAAGCUGGAGAAAUAAGUGCUCUCCUCGAAGCGGAUGCUUCUUGCGCUUCCCAGAUGACCUUUUGCUGAAAAUGCAGCCUCUCCAGCUGACCGGUUUUUACUUUGACUGCAAAGUGUGUGAAACUGAGCCCUGACUCCUUGCCAGAGCCUGGUAUGGGCACUUCGGGGCUUAACAAUAUGGGGCAUCUCUUGUCACCUCUCCUCUUGAGCCUGGCAGCAGUUUUUUCCAAAGUGACUGAGAGUCGUGGGAUCCUGGAGAGCAUACAAAGAUUUUCUUUACUGCCAACUUACUUGCCUGUGAGCUAUCRUAUCCACAAUGCGGAUAUUUCCUUCUUUCUCAAGGAGGCCAAUCAGGAUAUUAUGAGGAAUUCCAGCUUGCAGUCCCGAGUGGAAUCCUUUCUGAUCUACAAAUCUAAGAGGCCACCUGUGUUAAAUGCCAGCUACGGACCCUUUUCCAUUGAGCAAGUAGUGCCCCAGGACUUAAUGUUGUCUUCAAAUCCCUUUGCAUCUACUAACAAGUUCUCCUUCAACUGGAAACUGAAAGCCUWCAUCAUGAGCGACAAGAUCUACCCGAGCAAGCCCAAAGUGCAGAUCCUCUUCUACAUCGUGGGCAGGGACUGGGAUGACUACAGCACCACGGAGCGGCUGCCCUGCCUGCGGGUCUUCGCCUUCCGAGAGACGCGGGAGGUCCGGGGCAGCUGCAGGCUCAAAGGAGACCUGGGCUUGUGCGUGGCCGAGCUGGAGCUGCUGCCCGCCUGGUUUAGCCCCCCCACGGUUGUUGCUGGACGGAAGAAACUCRCGGAUCAGUCGGAAGGGAGCCCCGUGGAGCUGUACUACACCAUCCARCCGGGAGACGACAGAGGGGAAUGUGUGAAGGAGGAUGUAAGAAAAAGUAACGGCAUCCGCUCGGGACACAAUGACAUUGAUGAGUCAGGACCUCCCUUGCAAAGAAUUGGAAGUGUUUUUCUAUACCAGACACAUGCUGGCCCUUCCUUAUAUGAAAUGAGGUUGGAUAACAACAUUGCCAUCCAAUACACACCAAAGACUGUCAAGCAAGGUGACAUUUUGACUUUUAUUGUAUCUAUUGCUAAAAAUUCAACAGAAGAUCAGUUCACAUUGAGAGCAAAGGUGAAGAAAGGAUUGAAUGUUUUCAGCGUACGAGCCAGCAGCCCAUACUUAUGGGACAUCAGAGAGACCCUGGGUUACACYGGGAAAUAUGCACCAGCUGUUAUUGUUUGCCAGAGGAAAUCUGUUACCUCAGAAAACAGUGCGGAUGGUCCAUCCUCUGAAAUCAUGCAGAUUGACUUUGAAAUCGAAGACCUCACUGACCCACCUGGGACCCAACUCAUCACGUGGCAGGUAGAAUAUCCUGGUGAUACAACAUCUGAUCUAGGCAUCUCCAAGAUCUAUGUAAGCCAGAAGGACCUGGUAGGAGUUCUCCCUUUGGCUAUGGAAGCAGAGAUCCUGAACACAGCUAUUCUCACUGGAAAAACGGUGGCAGUUCCAGUCAAAGUGGUCUCCGUGGAAGAUGAUGGGACUGUGACUGAUCUUUUGGAGUCUGUGGAGUGCAGAUCAUCAGAUGAAGAUGUCAUUAAGGUUUCUGACAGAUGUGAUUAUGUCUUUGUCAACGGGAAGGAAAUGAAAGGCAAAGUGAAUGCCAUAGUUAAUUUUACUUACCAGCAUCUGAGUGCCCCUUUAGAAAUGACAGUCUGGGUUCCUCGUCUCCCGCUGCAGAUAGAGGUCUCUGACACAGAACUAAAUCAGAUCAAGGGGUGGAGAGUCCCCAUCAUCUCUAAUAAAAGACCAGUCAGAGACAGCGACGAUGAAGAGGAGGAUGAACGAAAGGGAAGAGGCUGUGCCCUCCAGUACCAGCAUGCGAUAGUGCGAGUCCUCACACAGUUCGUAGCUGAAGCCCCAGACCCUGGUGGCCAGCUGAGCUAUUUGCUGGGUCCUGACUGGCAGCUUGACAUCACCGACCUGGUGAGUGACUUCAUGCAGGUGGAGGAGCCACGGAUCGCGAAGCUGCAGGACGGACAGGUGUUGAUUGGACAGGAGCUUGGAAUGACCACAAUUCAGAUAUUGUCMCCCCUUUCAGAUGCUAUCUUGGCUGAGAAGACAGUGACAGUUCUGGAUGAGAAGGUGACAAUAACCGACCUGGGAGUGCAGCUGGUAACUGGAUUGUCGCUUUCUCUGCAGCUCAGUCCAGGAAGCAAUAAGGCCAUCUUUGCUACAGCAGUAGCACAAGAGCUGCUCCAGUCUCCCAAACAGGAAGCAGCCAUCAGCUGCUGGAUCCAGUUCAGUGAUGGCUCUGUCAUGCCUUUGGAUAUUUAUGACUCCAAAGACUUCUCCUUAACAGCUACAUCUCUGGAUGAGAAGGUGGUCUCCAUUCAGCAUGACCCCAAAUUCAAGUGGCCUGUGAUUGCCGCGGAGACAGAAGGCCAGGGAACACUGGUGAAGGUGGAGAUGGUGAUCAGUGAAUCAUGCCAGAAAUCCAAAAGGAAGAGCAUCCUGGCUGUUGGGAGUGGUAGCAUUAAAGUCAAAUUUGGGCAAAGUGAUGCCAACCCUAACAUCAGCGACAGCAAACACAGAGGUGCUGGUGUCCACCUAGAAAAUCAUGCUAGUGAUCGRCGUCAUAAAACCACACUGCUGGAAAGAGCUGGGGCAGAUGGCCAGUAUUACAGUUCCUCAAUGGGCCAAGURGAAGGCAAAUGGACCACCACUCAAAAGUCUAUUUUGAGUAAAAAGGAAGACAGAGAAAGUCUUCUGGAUGAUGACRGUCAUCUUCAGAACAUCCCAACAGAUUUCACAGGCUUCCCUGCCCAGGUAGAUCUGCCAAGAAGCAAUGGAGAUCUGGAAGAAAAUGAUCUAGUCCAAACUCCCAGGGGACUCAGUGAUCUGGAGAUAGGAAUGUAUGCUCUGCUAGGAGUCUUUUGUCUGGCAAUUCUAGUCUUCCUUAUCAAUUGUGUCACCUUUGCUCUGAAGUACAGACAUAAACAAGCUCCCUUUGAAGAGCAAGAGGGUAUUAGCCACUCUCAUGACUGGGUCGGGCUGAGCAACAGGACGGAGCUUCUGGAGAAUCACAUAAACUUCUCAUCCCAACAGGAAGAACAUAUCACAGCCAUUGACAGAGGAAUGGAGUAUGAAGAGAGCAAAUAUCUUCUCAACACAAAUGCCUCCCAGAACAUUAAUGGACAAGCUUUUAGGUCUACUGAGUCCACAUUCACUGAAGGGAAAGAACAGAAAAGUGAACCAACCGCUUCUCCUACCUCUAAGAGGAAACGGGUUAAAUUCACCACUUUUACCACCAUCUCCUCUGAUGAUGGGUGUCCAACUGUCAACUCUAUCUUGAUGAGCAGUGAGGAUGAUAUUAAAUGGGUCUGCCAGGAUAUGGACCUGGGGGAAUGCAAAGAACUAAAAAACUAUAUGGAGAGAUUACAUGAAAAYGUGUAAUGAGACACGAAAGACCUUUUUUCAUUUGGUUUGUUUUUUUGAUUUUUCACUCACCUUCUGCCUUUAAUUUUGGGUAGUGGGGUAAAGUGUUGCAUUGAUAAGAAGAAUCAGAUGGUGGAUAGUAACUCAAUGGAGCCCUGAGAAGCCACCCAAAAGCAGCUAGGAGAGCAGAGAUCCCGGGCAGCUCUUACAAGCCUAGUCUUCUCUGUGCUCAGAGACAAAAGUGAGGGAUGUGUGAGGUUUUUGAUACCUGGUAACAUGAGAAAAAAAAWUAGCAAAAUAAUAAGAUCUCAUUCUCUGAGCUUUCCCAGGAAGUCAAUAAAUAUAACAAACUCCAGUGCAGUUUGGAUAUUACAAAGUUCACACAGCUCUACUGUUCAAUAUUGCAAGCUUUGGUUAAAAGCAAAAAAUUGGUCUCAGGAUAAAYAGAUCAACGAAGAAAGCAUGUCAUUCUUCAAGAAAGCCACAUGCAGAGAAUAUCUAUCCAGGAACAUUAAUCUAAAGCUGAGAAAACCAACCACGUGUGCAGAGCACCUGCCAUAGCUGCAAUGUCAUGAGUUUUGCAAAGAAUCUUGAGGGGGAAAAAGGAAUAACUGGGCUGUUUACAAACCAGCAUGUUUGCCUCCCAAGCACUGAGAAUGGAUACACAUAUACAGUUAAAACUGAACCUCUCUUUUUAAGCAGUUGCCAAGAUAAUAAACUUUGCCAGCCAAUUUUCGGUAUUUCUUAAUUUGUAAAAUAGAAGAUAUAAUCUGUAAUCAGAAUACCACUUCAGUAAAGGAAGGUCUGUUUUGGAACAUUUGAGAGAACCAAGCUAUUUUUAAAAGCCCACUUUCUCUGAGUGUCCUGUUUCAUAUUUGUAUUCCCAGUAUAUCUCUGGAGCACGUCCCAAUUUGUAGUCUGAGGGCAUCUCCUAGCAUCAGUCAGCAUUGGAAGCACGGUGGCUUCUUCCUUCCCUUCCCUACCCAACCCAGCACACUCACUUUGCCACACUGCGCUCUUGCCAAGCACAGACACUCGUGGUACCACACUGGUACUUGCUUUACAUGAUGUCAUUUACCAAAGUCCACACUCUUUUGGGUAAGUGUAACUUGUGCUGAACUCCAACARCAACUGCCCCUUUGUCCUCCCCUCUCCUGGGAGAUCUUCUUUUGAUAUUGUUUGGUUCCUUCUGCUCAUGCUUCUUUAGACUCACGCUCAGCACGUUGAGAGGGCACUCAAAGGUGGUGAAGGAGUGCUGUACACCCAAAGGUGUUUAAAUCUGAGUAGCUAAACUAUGUAGAUAAUUUUUUUCUCUUACAGGUAAUGUUUAGCUUUUAUUUUCCUCCUUUAAGGAUGUACAUAUGRUAGGACUUCAGUGAUUACCUUUUGAAUCUGAUGUGCCCUCCAGCCCUAAAACCAUGACAUCAUUUGUGUGGUCUGAAAGCAGUCUCCAGUGACCAGUGGCAAAGUGUGAAGGCACUAAAUAAGAUCUGGCUUAUAUUUCAAAUUCUUCUUCAUUUUCCAGAGUAAGACCUUGCCCUCCUUUUGUUAUUAAAUCCCUUUCUGUCUUUGAAUCUAGGUUGCUGAGUUUAAUACACACCCACUCUCCCACAAACACUUAUAUUGACUCCAUCUAUAUUUAGAAUGUACUGUAGAUUGUAAGAAUGUAAUAUAUG
This is a messenger RNA of Nothoprocta perdicaria, 5322 nucleotides long. RefSeq names its product transmembrane protein 132D (gene TMEM132D). The record is from RefSeq and is a predicted model, not a curated record. Lineage: Eukaryota; Metazoa; Chordata; Aves; Tinamiformes; Tinamidae. Bases 368 to 3664 code for a protein of 1098 amino acids. The transcript is spliced from 9 exons.